AUGAGCGACUACUUGGAUGCCCUUCGUGUCCCCUUCAUCUGUGGUGAUUGGCCGGAUGAAGCUGCCACCGAAAAGUUCUGGAAAAAGGCCCAUGAAGACCCUGAAGAACUUGCUCGUUGGAUUGAUUUCGAAGCGAGCAAGGAUGACCGCGGGACGGAAAUCAUGGAGGAGCUGUUCCAAGGCGCAAUGUUCUUUGGGUUCAUGCAGAGACUGUUCGGCCCAGCGGGUUUGGAUGUUGCAUAUGAAGAUUUCACCACCAGAGAGGAUGACGAAGGAAAAAAUGAAGAGAAAAAUGAAGAAGAGUACGAUGAGGACAUAGACGAUGACAUGGAUGAUGUAGUAGAUGAUGAUGACCUUGUUGAAGAUGAGGUGACGGACCAGGAAAGCAACAACCACGAGAAUGAUGACGAAAUGGCUGACGAAAGAGUUGAAAGUGAAGAAGACAAUCUGGUCAUUGAAAUGGGACAUUUGACCACUUACGCUAUGUAUUGGAUGGCACUGGAAACCCACAGGGAUGAUUUCGAGGAGAGGAAGGAGUAUCUGUGGCCUCAGCAUCAGGAAAGAUUCACCGUUGCAUCAAGGGUCAUCAACAGCUUGAUCCGUCAUCGGAGAGCCCGAUAUGCGCGUGAUGCGUUUACCGAUGGGACCGAACUGCCGCUGCUGGAUACGAUCAUCCUUUCUUGCAUCAUUCUUCUCGAACAGCUUCACGAAAUCCCCAGACAUUUGUUCAACGGCGAAGCUUGGUUUCCGAGCUGGGAAUUAGAUCAUGCCUUAUGGUAUUAUCUGAGGCAAGGAGGAUGGUGUAGUGGGGAGAUUACCACAUUGCACUCCAAAUUCGUUUACGCGUCUAGCCUGUUGUCCUUGAGCGCCCUCGACCGUGGCAUGUUGGAGAGAGACCACUCGAACUGCGAUGAUGAUGCCUGCCGGGCAGACUACAUUGACGAAAAGACCUAUCGCACGAAGCACGCUUUCAAGAGUUGUCCGUGCGCCCACAUUGGUGAUGAUAGACAAGGCGAAUCCCAGAUCAUGCAAUCACUAGGCCACAAUAUCAUACCAGUGAUCACAGUAAUCCCUCACGAGGAAUCACCAGAAGGCAUUCAGAUUUCUGUUUCAGCAUCAGACGCAGGUCCGUACGUUGCGAUAUCACAUGUCUGGUCCGAUGGUCUGGGAAACCCCACAAGGAACACCCUCCCGGCGUGUCAACUACGUCGAAUCCAAACCUGCGUCGACGCUCUAUAUGAUGAAAGCAAGAGACCCAUUCCAUUUUGGAUAGACACGAUAUGCGUACCCCGUGAGAAAGAAGCCCGCAAGAAAGCAAUCAGGAUGAUGGGACAAACAUACGAAGGUGCGGAUAAGGUUCUGGUCUUGGAUUCAUGGCUGCAUCAUAUGGGACUUGACGAUGACGACGAUAUCGAUAGCGGACUGAGCUGCCUCAAGAUCAAAGCGUGUACGUGGGCAUCGCGUCUGUGGACUGGUCAAGAGGGCAUGCUCGCUCGCAGCGAUCAGCUUUACUAUCAGACGGCAAAUGGCCCUGUGUCGGAGAUCAUACUUACCGACUUCUCCGAUCCCACCACCACGGUGUCGGGCCUUGAAUUGGUGGACGCGUAUGUGGGAAUCAAGGGAGAUCCCCUCAAGGAGCGGCUACCUUCGGUCCGCGAUCUCCUCAUCCACACGGUUCUUCGUAUCAAAGAGAUUCAGGAGCUUGGAGAAUUGGAACAUCGCAAAUACUCCCGAGGAGAGGAUAUUGUCAUGCCGGAGACCGACUUUCCAUGGGAGCAAGGCCGAGAGUUGUUGAGGAACCUAAACCACUUCAGACUUGGCGAGAAUGUUCGAGACGAGGGCAAAAGCUUCGUUCGGAUGACACGUUGGAUGUUGAAAGGGUCUGAUAAUAAGCCUUUUCUGAGAGUGUGGGGCACGAUGGGGAAUGACAUUGUUGCAAUCGGGUGGGCCAUGAGAAACAGGUCAACAAGCAGGAUGGAGGACGAACCAAUCUGCAUUGCCACUCUUCUGGGCCAGGAUACGGGUCCACUCCUUGAAGAACCAUCUCGAGAAGAACGGAUGAAGAUAUUGACCUCCAAAUUAGGCAAAGUGGCGUACAGCUUGAUGUUCGCACAGGUGGAGCGCAUUGAUGAAGAUGGCUAUCGCUGGGCACCGAGAUCUUACUUUCAGAACAGAACAGCUGGCUUGCCACAGUAUGGAGGGUUCCAUAUCGGCGAAGUACGAAGAGAAGGGCUCCUUUGUGACCGCCUGGACGCUAUUCUUCUUGAGCCAACACAGCUCCCAUUCCAGCGGGAUGUACUGGUGAUGGUUGAAUCUGAGCAUUAUCAAAUCCGUGCGUUGACUGAGGUAUUCUACCCACCCAAAGCGAGCUCAGCCCAGCUCGCAAUCCUUUGGCCCACUAAGGAAGAAAGUCUCGCUCCCCAGGAGAACGAUGCAAUCAUUGUUGAGGUCAAGCAGCAACAAGGGAACACCUUCUUUUCCGGAUUUGUUUGUCUAUCGUCUUUCGGGAGGGGUUCUGAAGACCCGGAAGCCAAAGCGAUUCCUGGAAUCUUCCUAAGGGCGCAAGAACAUCAAUGGUGCGUAGGAUAG
Messenger RNA from Lasiodiplodia theobromae, 2589 nucleotides. RefSeq names its product Het domain-containing protein. The transcript has 2 exons. NCBI's taxonomy places the organism in Eukaryota, Fungi, Ascomycota, Dothideomycetes, Botryosphaeriales, Botryosphaeriaceae. The record is from RefSeq and is a predicted model, not a curated record. The coding region runs from base 1 to 2589 and encodes 862 amino acids.